CAAGUUUAGUCUGUAAGCGCACGGCGAGGACGCCAAACUAAAGUAAAAGCCAGUUAACAGUUGCAUAGUAAACCUUUGCAUGUUUGGGGUGCACAUUUGUUUAAACAAACUGGAAAGUACGGUGUCGACGCCGAAGGUUUUGUCUUUGUACUUUAUAAAUUGACGUUUCAGGAUGGAUACCAUGCCUUGCCACUGGAAUGAAGCGAGUGGGCAAGAUUCCUUUCCGAGGCCCAGGGCUAUAACAAACACCUUGUCCCGGCUGGCUCAACUGAUCGCUAUCGCGUCGAGCACAAACAGGAAGGACAUGCUCUUAAACCCCAGCAGCCCGGACCCUCCAUUUGCAAGGACUGCAGCCAAGAAUUCCCAGACCUGGGUGCCCUUGGCCGCCACCAGCAGAAGGAGCACGUGCUCCGCAAACCCCAUUGCUGCCCUCGGCUGCGGCCUGGAGUUCACCCUGGCGUCCACCAUGCAGCUGCACAGGUGCCUAGAUGUGCCCUGCCGUCUGUCAGGUGUGCAGAGGGAAGCCACAGUGGGGCUCGCUCUGCCCGUCGUGCCUGGCCCAGGCCCCGGGCCCCCACAUCCCAGAGGACCCCCCCCAGCCGCAACACCGCAACCACAGGCUCCACGACGACGGCAGCCCCUACGCCUGUACCCCGUGCGGGAGAACCUUCGGCCACAAGCAGGAGCUUCUGUACCACCAGCAGGCAGAAGGCUGCCAACCGGCGCCACUCAGCCCCAAGGCGCUGGCUUCCUGCCACCGUCGCCUGCGCCAGGGCUCUCCCCCGACCACACCCCCCACGCCCUCCCAGGCCUCCCUGCCACCAGCACCUUCAGCACGGAGCGUGCGGACACCAGGACACCUGCGUCCUUUGCUUCAGGACGUUCCGCUCCGCAGCAGGCCUGGCCAGCCAUCAACGCUUCGUCCACCAGAACAGGUGGAAGAAAGAAGAGGCAGAAGCUGACGACGGUGAGGGAGUUCCACACGGUGACGAAAAACCCGUCGUUCCCCUGCCGCUCCUGUGACAAAGUUUUCUCCCAGACGUCCAUGCUGUACCUCCACAGGAAGGAGGAGCACAGGCGCGAGGCUCCAGUGGCCAGGCAGCAGAAGGGCUUGGUGAAGAGCACGCGGCAGAGGCGGAAGAGCGAGACAUACCCGUGCCUGCACUGCGGCAAAGUCUUCCUGCACCACCUCACACGCUGGGCGCAUUUCAAGAGCUACAGCACCCACUACCAGACCCACCUGGCCAACAGUGGGAAACUGGGUAAAACGCACAUAGCUGGCAAAGCUGCCAAGGACCUCAGAGUGGCUAGAAGACUCAAGCUGGCUCCUCCCUCGAAGCCGUGGAGGGAGGAGUCUAAGCCCCUCAAAGAUCAGAACAAAAAGGCGAAGACCCACGUGGCUUCGAUGGACAGAAAGCAAGAGAGCGGGCCCGAGGAAGAGUCAGCAGGGAAAGGACGAAGAGCGGGAGUUCCCUGCCCGUCGUGCGGCGGAGGUCUUCGGCACCCCGGUCCUCUCUGCGAGAACACGAAGUGGUUCACCAGUCGUCAGUCCGUCUCGGCCCGCUGCAGUAUGUGUACUGCCAGGGUUAUCCUCCCAGAGACUGCGCAAUCAGUUGGAACUGUAGUCUAUCACUGUGUGCCCUGUGAGCAGGUGUUUGUGGACCUGGACACUUUUCUGCAGCACUGCCAGCGCACCUUCCUCUUCGCAACGACGAUGAUGAUGGUGGAUGAGGGUGAGAAGGGCGGUGAGAAGCUCAGCGGUGAUUUGAGUGGACGUCCCUCACUUGCUGCCUGUGAUGUUUGAGUUAAUAAUAUCAGCUACUGCUUCAAGCUCAGUUGGCACUAAUGUCCAGUAUAUCUACAUGGAACAGUGGCGAGUUGGCAAAGCUGCAUUUCUAAGAAAGUUUGAAUGUUUUGGGGAAACACGCACUGGCAAAUAACAUGUUCAACAUAUUCUUGUAGUAAUAAUGUAAAUUAAGGGGACUUUUUUUUGUAUAUCAGUUAUAUCUUCAUAUAUAUUGUUAUUAUAUAUUUUUUUGUGAAUUGAAUGUAAAUCCAGGAGUAUGCCUUACCUCUGCACUGGACGGUUUUUCACAGGUGUGCCACUUUUUGGACAGAUACUACAUGGAAAUAAUUUUUUUUUUUUUUUUUUUUUAAA
Molecule: messenger RNA, 2158 nt
Organism: Electrophorus electricus (electric eel)
Lineage: Eukaryota; Metazoa; Chordata; Actinopteri; Gymnotiformes; Gymnotidae
Biological process (GO): regulation of transcription by RNA polymerase II
Cellular component (GO): nucleus
Molecular function (GO): sequence-specific DNA binding; DNA-binding transcription factor activity, RNA polymerase II-specific
Source: RefSeq, a predicted model, not a curated record